AUGGCUUUCUCAUUGAGCAAGAGAGCUGCGUCCUCACCGCUUCCAAAGCUGAUGACUCCCUCAUACCGGGCACCUCUCUAUCUCAGACGAUAUGCCAGUGCCGCUGCAGUUCCUACUUCCUCCAGUAUCCCCGUUCAUGACCAAGCUCAGAUUCGACAUGAAGCAUCUCUGCCCAACCCAGAUCCCUCUUCAGACUCUCCGACCGUCACCUUUCUCAACCAGUCUGCUCCCUAUAUGGUUCCCACCUAUGUUCGCCCCCCUCCCAUGAUGGUACAAGGAGAAGGAUGCGUUCUGUACGAUAAUGAAAAUAGAAAAUACCUCGAUUUCACCGCCGGAAUAGCCGUCAACUCGCUAGGUCAUGCUGACCCGGAGAUCUCAAGAAUCAUUGCUCACCAAGCACAACAAUUGAUUCACGCAUCGAACCUCUACCACAAUCCGUGGACCCCCACGCUGUCCAAACUUCUCAUCGAAGAGACCCAGAAGCAGUCACCCGGCUCUCCUCUCAGUCAAGUCUUCAUAUCCAAUUCAGGUUCCGAGGCGAAUGAAGCUGCACUCAAGUUUGCCAGGAAAGUAGUUUAUGCCCGAGAUCCGGAGUCAACCCAGAGAGAGAUUGUUUCGUUCCAUGACUCUUUCCACGGACGUACGUAUGGGUCAUUAUCGGCCACUCCAAACAAGAAAUAUCAACCUCCUUUCGGACCCAUGUUACCUGGAUUCAGGUAUGGCAAAUACAACGAUGUCGCCAGUGUGGAAGAAUUAGUCAAUGAGAACACGGCAGGUGUCAUUGUCGAGCCAAUCCAAGGUGAAGGUGGCAUCAAUGUAGCCACACCGGAAUUUCUGCAAGCACUUCGCAAGAGAUGCAAUGAAGUGGGUGCUGUAUUGAUCUUUGACGAGAUUCAGUGUGGUCUGUCCCGUACGGGAGAUCUCUGGGCCCAUACGGCUUCGGGAGUACAUCCCGAUAUACUGACAUCGGCGAAAGCUCUCGGCAACGGUGUGCCUAUCGGAGCCACUCUCGUGUCAGGCACAACCGUGGCACCCUAUAUCAAAACCGGCGAUCACGGCACUACUUUUGGCGGCAAUCCGUUCGCCUGCCGAGUUGCCCAUCAUGUCUUUGGACGCUUAGCCAGACCUCAAUUGCAAGAAGAUGUUCGGGUCAAGUCAACCCUUUUUUUCCGUGCGUUUGAGACCAUGAAGGAGAAGUUCCCGGGCGUGGUCUCCGCAGUGAGAGGUAGAGGACUCAUUGUUGGCUAUCAAUUAAGCGACGAGGCCAAAGCCAAAGUCACCGAAGUUGUCACCGCUGCCCGUGAGAGAGGUCUUCUCAUCAUCACUGCGGGCGACGGCGUUAUUAGAAUUGUACCUCCGCUGGUUAUCUCCCAUGCAGAGAUCAACCGGGGUCUUGUCAUCCUGGAGGAGGCGAUGAAUGUUGUUUUCCCGGCUGGUCGAUGA
Rhinocladiella mackenziei CBS 650.93 is the source of this 1443-nucleotide messenger RNA. RefSeq lists its product as uncharacterized. Gene Ontology annotation, biological process: arginine metabolic process. Bases 1 to 1443 code for a protein of 480 amino acids. Lineage: Eukaryota; Fungi; Ascomycota; Eurotiomycetes; Chaetothyriales; Herpotrichiellaceae. The record is from RefSeq and is a predicted model, not a curated record. Gene Ontology annotation, molecular function: identical protein binding; pyridoxal phosphate binding; transaminase activity. The transcript has a single exon. Gene Ontology annotation, cellular component: mitochondrial matrix.